Exophiala dermatitidis NIH/UT8656 is the source of this 1722-nucleotide messenger RNA. Its product is annotated as protoheme IX farnesyltransferase. Gene Ontology annotation, molecular function: protoheme IX farnesyltransferase activity. Bases 1 to 1722 code for a protein of 573 amino acids. The transcript has a single exon. Gene Ontology annotation, biological process: heme biosynthetic process. Gene Ontology annotation, cellular component: mitochondrion; membrane. NCBI's taxonomy places the organism in Eukaryota, Fungi, Ascomycota, Eurotiomycetes, Chaetothyriales, Herpotrichiellaceae. The record is from RefSeq and is a predicted model, not a curated record.
AUGGCGGCUCCGACCGUCGCACGUAUGUCGACGGCCAGUGGUGGUGUUUGUUCGACUUGCCUGGCGCGGAUUGUGCGGCAACCCUCCUCGUCCGUUACUUUUGUGAGGUCCUCAAUCCACGCAACGAGGAAGCUUCACAAUGGCGUCCUGGCGGCGCACAGAGAACCAAAGAACAGUGGUGCUAGUCCACACAACUUUGCGCAAGACUAUUUCUCCGCCAACAACUCGAUUGAAAGAGGUUGGGUCAAGAGUGGGCUAUUGGCUGCCAUGCGCACUGUCGCGGAACCACCGCUUGAAGGCAACACCGGCUUGACACGCGAAGAGCGGUUAAAGCGGGCAAGAGAGGAGUUUGAGAAGAUUUCGCUGGAUCACAGGAUAGCAACUACAGAAAAGGCCGACGGUCGGAAGGUCGAGUCGGAAAUACCACCUACAGAGCCACGAGAAGCCGUCCCCAAUACCGAACCAAAACUGGAAGAGGUUCUGCCACACAGGAGAAGGAAACGACGGAGGGACAAUGAGGCCUCUGCCCAAGCUGCCAGCGAGUCUUUACCGUUGGAUGCCUCGUCACAACUGACGACCGCAGCAAGCAGCAUGCCCAAGUCUGCCGUCUUUCGCCGCAGACUGGCUACAUAUUUGUCUCUGUCGAAACCGCGACUGUCAUUCCUAAUUCUGCUCACAACCACCUCCGCUUAUUCUUUAUACCCACUUCCUGAAUUGCUAUCGUCUACGGCAGAUUCGGUUGGCUCGUCCUUCUCAACCUCGACUUUGACCCUCCUCUUUCUUACCACCGGCACCUUUCUAUCAUGUGCUUGCGCGAAUACUCUUAACAUGCUAUUCGAACCAAAAUACGACGCGCUCAUGACGCGAACUCGGAAUAGACCCCUCGUUAGGGGCCUUGUCUCCCCAAGGGCUGCCGCGGGUUUCGCCUUGCUCUGCGGCGCAACGGGUCUCCUUCUUCUGGGCUAUGGCACCAACCCCACCGUGGCUGGCCUCUCGGCCCUCAAUAUCUUCCUUUACGCCGGAGUGUAUACCCCAAUGAAGCGGAUAUCCGCCGCCAACACUUGGGUUGGCGCAAUUGUCGGCGGUAUCCCUCCGCUGAUGGGCUGGUGUGCUGCCGCAGGUGAAGCUGCCACGUCCGAACAUCAUUCGUGGAGAGAUCUGCUCCUUACUGAGGAUGCCAUUGGUGGCUGGGCUUUAGCUGCUCUGUUAUUUGCAUGGCAAUUCCCGCAUUUCAUGUCCCUGUCUCACACCAUUCGCGAUGAUUAUCGAAACGCCGGGCACAAAAUGCUGGCAUGGACAAAUCCAGCCCGCAAUGCCCGCGUUGCACUCCGAUACUCUCUGGCAAUGUUCCCAAUUUGUGGCGUCCUGUAUUGGGCCGGUUAUGUCGACUCUGGCUUCCUUGUGAUCAGCACUGCAUGCAACUUGUGGAUGACCCGCGAAGCGAUUCGCUUCUGGAGAAAGCAGGGAGCUGGUGGCAGCGCGAGAGGCCUUUUCUGGGCCAGUGUCUGGCAGCUUCCUCUUGUACUGGUUGGAGCUCUGGUGUGCAAACGAGGCCUGUGGGACGGCUUCCUCGGCAAAAAUGGACCUGCUAGCAUUUACGACGAGGAUUAUCCCGAUGGAGAGGGCGAUGAAUUAGGCAUGGAUUCCGCAAACCCCUCAAAAGAAUCAAAGCCUCCUGCGGACAUCAAUCUUGCCAUGAUGGGUUUCAAACGGCCGACUUGA